GAAAUAACAUGAUGACUCAACCACAAGAUAAUGAAGAACUUAAACAUAGGAAAUCUGCCGCGGAUAACAAGAGUUACGAAUUAAAAACCAAAAAUGGGUUGAACGAGAAGGUUGAAAAAGUUUCGGCGACUAAUUCAAAGAUUAUUGGAUUAGUUUUUGUAUCUUUGUUGUUGGAUUUGUUGGCGUUUACGAUGAUUUUGCCCCUGCUGCCAUCACUUAUGGAUUAUUAUGAUAAAGAGGAAGGAAAAGGCAAUGGUUUAUACGCUACUCUUCUUAAGGCUGUGCAAGGGUUCCAACGGUGGACAGGGGCGCCGGACCGAUUCGCAUCGGUGUUAUUCGGAGGGGCCCUCGGCUCCAUGUAUAGUUUCCUUCAAUUUUUAACUAGCCCUAUUGUUGGAAGUCUCUCAGAUGCAUAUGGAAGAAAACCUAUGCUUUUGAUUUGUUUGACAGGCAUAGCCCUAUCUCACGCACUAUGGGGCUACGCGCGUACCUUUAGCAUAUUUGUCCUAGCAAGGUUUAUUGGGGGUCUCAGCAAAGCCAAUGUCAGCCUUAGUAUGGCAGUGGUUACUGAUGCUUCUAAUACAAAGACCAGAGCCAGAGGAAUGGCUCUUAUUGGACUGGCGUUCUCAAUAGGUUUCAUGGCCGGGCCGCUAGCAGGAGCAUGGUUUGCGAAAACGGGCAAUAUCUCUUCAGGAGGUUGGGGUGAACGACCAGCAUUCUAUGCCCUGGCUCUUGCCUUAGCCAAUAUUAUAUUAGUAACAUUCUACAUACCAGAGACUUUGAAAAAGGACAAAAGAGCACCUCUUUCGUUCACACUCUCUAAAGCAGUGGAUUUUGUGUCACCUUGGCACUUGAUGAAAUUCACGGCUGUUAAAAAUCUCUCCAAGCAUCAGAACAAAGUUUUAUCUAAGUUGGGAGUCAUUUAUUUACUGUACUUAUUUAUUUAUUCGGGGUUAGAGUUUACUAUCACAUUCCUUACACAUCACACGUUUAAUUAUACUGCGAUGCAGCAGGGGAAAAUGUUCUUAGUUAUAGGGUUAAUAAUGGCAGUCCUGCAAGGCGGUGCUGCCAGACGUCUGGGCACACGCGGCGCGGAGCGGGCCGCGCGGGGGGCCUUAGUCCUCACUCCUCCGUCCUUUAUUUGCGUGGCUCUGGCAGCGGUCAACCAACCACCCUUGUUUGCGCCUAUCUGUUGGUUGUGGAUCGGCCUUGUACUUUUUGCAUUGUCGACUGCGUUCGCCGUAUCGUGUAUGACAUCGAUGGCAGCUGCGCAAGCGCCGGAGGAGGCGCGUGGAGCCGUGCUGGGCACUUUGAGAUCGCUAGGGGCUUUGGCCCGCGGUCUUGGGCCUCUAGUAGCUUCUUCAGUGUAUUGGAGCUCAGGCGCAGCGAUAACAUACACCUACGGCUCUGUGGUCCUAAUCAUUCCCGCCUUGAUGUUAAUCAGACUAAAAACGUAACAAACGUUAAGUGAAAACGUUCGUAAAUAAUUACAGACACAUGCAUAAUUACAUUAACACGAUAUUACAACUCCAUUUUCAUACAAAGUGUAUAUUAAAAUUAUAGGCUAAUUAUUAGGCAAGGGCCGCUUCAAAUUGCCGCAGGCUGGCGGUGAUUUAAACGAGCAAUGCAACAUAAUUUUUUACAAGAUAAUGUUACGUUUCUUUUAAAAAACAAAAAAUGAAAAAAAUGCAGCAAGCGACGCCACGCAGUGUCGACCCGCGACACGCGUACUUUAAUAAAUGCAAAAUAAUAUUAGCCACAUAAUAAAUUAUACAUUUCUUUGAACGCAAAAUUACAAAAGAGUAAGGAGUCAGCGCAAACCAACAGACGCGGACGGGAGGGCAGAGGACAUCAAAUUUAACUAUGUAUAUCGCACACUGAGAAUGACAGUGACACAAUGCAAAAUUUUUGAUUUUGAGUAAUGAGCAAUAAGAGUUUUGAAAAUUAGGAUAACUGCAAUUUCUUACUCAACGAAGAUUUUUCAACGCGGUUUUCAGCAAAAAUAAAAGGGAACCUACAAAGUUUUAGAAGUAUUAUAUAAAUUUUCACUUACCACAAUAAAAUAAAGGUAUUUUUUAGAAUUUCGUUUAGUAUCACAAUAGUGAUAUAAUAGUAAUAUAAUAUAAUGUUUUCAUGUAAAUCAACAUUUCUUAAUAUGCAAUAUCGUCACAAAGGAUUCAUAAAAACAAAUUAUGCCAUGAAAUUUAAUUUUAAACUUCGAAAAUAAUAGGAUAAAUAAUUACUCUGUAACUUAUCCACUAAUCACGUCAAAACGACACUGUUCAAAAAAUGACGAUAAUCCUUCACAGGGUUACUAUUAAAUUGUUUCACAACUCAGCGAUACUUGUGACUACCAAAAAAAUGUCAGUAUUGCGCUAUCUCCUAUACCGCGUUCCCUUUAUACAGCAUAACGUAAUUACGUGAUGUAGCAAAUUUUAGCCAAACAACGUCCUUGUACGUUUUUGCAUUUUACAGUUCGUACUCCCAAAUCCAAGAUGACGUUAAAAAUAAAAAACAAAUGUUUUUGUGCGCUAUUUUAUGCUAUUUCAAUUGAAAUAAGGUAUAAAUUACAAUGCUCUUGAGACCGACCUCGGAGCGUCGUGACGCAUUUCUAUCUGCGUCUCAGAGCACUGAAAUUUAUACCUUAUUACGAUGUAAAAGCACAAAAUAUACAUUGAUUUGCAUUACACGAAUUUGACACUUUGCCGGCCGCCGGUUUGUACUGGCCCUAAAGCCGCGCGGUGCAGUCCGGUGUCCAGUAUCUUGCGUCGCUUCGCCUAGCUGCGGCAAUUUGAGGCGACUCUAAUAUUACAAGGUUUAAACAAUAAUGCAUACACAUGACUGUAUUAUAGCAAUGUACUGAAUUGUAAUAAAUAACAUAAGUCUGCAAAAUGUUACUACUUAUUCUCCAACACUACCUAUACUAAACUUGUAAAAUUUUUAUUUAAGUAUUUUUCUUAAGUAUUAUUUAUAUUUUUUGAGUAACAACAGUAUUACGUAAUAAAAUGUUUACA
Molecule: messenger RNA, 3014 nt
Organism: Hyposmocoma kahamanoa
Lineage: Eukaryota; Metazoa; Arthropoda; Insecta; Lepidoptera; Cosmopterigidae
Gene: rtet
Product: major facilitator superfamily domain-containing protein 10
Exons: 8
Coding region: 9-1457 (482 amino acids)
Biological process (GO): transmembrane transport
Cellular component (GO): brush border membrane
Molecular function (GO): transmembrane transporter activity
Source: RefSeq, a predicted model, not a curated record